This is a messenger RNA of Procambarus clarkii (red swamp crayfish), 5377 nucleotides long. RefSeq lists its product as uncharacterized. The record is from RefSeq and is a predicted model, not a curated record. NCBI's taxonomy places the organism in Eukaryota, Metazoa, Arthropoda, Malacostraca, Decapoda, Cambaridae.
GCCUUUCUAAUCGAUCUAUUUUCCUCUAUUAUGUCUACUACAUAUAUUUUUCUCUAACACACAUUCCCAGGAAGCAGCCCGUAGCAACCGUCUAUCUCUCAGGUACCUAUUUACUGCAAGAUGACCAGUAGCAUCAGGUAAAAGAUGCGUCUGUAUAUACAGUUGUUACAUACAUCAAUUUUGAUCUCACGAAUGUCGUGAAUAUUUAAAAGCAAUUCUGACAGCUUUCUGACCAGAACCACUCCUAGAUCUCUUUCUUUGUCAGAAAUCUUUAAAAUAUUUUCACAUGCAGGAUACAUGUAGCGUACUUUCCCCUAUUUCACAUCUCAUUGCGUGGCAUUUAUUCGUAUUGAAUUCCAUCCGCCAUAUGUUGCUCUAUUCGCUUAUCUUGUUUAGACCAUUUUGAAGCGCAUGAUAGUCACCUGGGUCUUUUAUUCUUCCCAUUAGUUUAGCAUCCUCUGCACAUAUAUAUAACUCUGAACCCCCCCUGUAGUAUAUCAUAAAUGCAGACAAUGAACAUAGGGGGCGCUAAUACUGGACCUUGAGGUACUCCGCUUGGACCACCUCACUACUACAUUUAUCCAGCUCGGUACAUUUUCUAUAAUCACUGCUCUCACUUUUCUGUCAGAAAAUGUUUCAGUAACGUCAGAUAGUAGUCUGCCUAUCACCCCUCCUGUAGGAAUUGCCUUACAGAACACUCAUUUUGUGUGAGACUUUCAAAAGCCUUUAUUAGAUCCAGGUAGAUGCAGUCGACCCAACCCUCUCCUUCCUACAAGAUCCCAGUGACUAUGGUAAAUGCCAGGCAGACUUGUUACACAGGAUCUUGUCAUUAUUAUGCUACUGUUUCUACAAAAAAUCUACUCGAUUGAUUUUAAAGAUUUUUUCUAGUGAUUUGACUUCCACGUUUGUCAAUGACGUAACAAGUCUAUUCUUUUAGACUUUAAAGAGUUUUAUCUUUUACUGUUUUUUAUAGAUUGGAUUAUGUUUGUCUUUUUCUAUAUGUCUACGAGGUUUCGUGUUUAUAAGAACGUCUGAAAGUAAUGUGUCGUGGAAUGACAAGCUCGCAUGUGCAUUCCUUUUGAACUUAUGACAAGACAUCAUCUGUCCCGAAGGGUUUGUUUCUGUCUAGCUCCUUGAGCAGUGUUUCUACCUCGUUUCUAGAAACAUCUAGGUACUGUAGGCAGAAGAUGAGUCACAAUAACGUGGCUGAAGAUAUGAUGACCAAACCACACACCAGAAGAUGAGGAGACGACGAUGUUUUGGUCCGUCCUGGACCAAUAUUAAGUCGUAUGUACUUAAUAAUGGUCCAGGACGGACCGAAACGUCGUCGUUUCUUCAUCAUCUGAUGUACGGUUUGGUCAUCUAGGUAUUUUAGGCUCUGCUCUAAAGUCCGUAUUGUCUUGUUCUCUGAAAAACUCAUUUUGCAUGAACAGAUUUUGGAACUGUUAAUUUAAUGUUUUCACACUUUUUGUUUUCAGUCUCUGUGAAUCUAUUUAGCAUUUUUAAUUUUAGGGUUUUAUCCUUUACGUGCAACAUGCUUCUUGGCUUCGUUGGUAUUCAAGUUAUCAUCUGUCAAACGGAAUAUUUCAAGGCACCGUGCAGAGGCACACUGGCUAGAACACACAGCCACUCUAGGCUCUUUUUAAAGGCUGUAGGAGAACGGAAGAUGAUAGGUUUAUGUAUUAAGUGCAUCUUACAUAUGAGGCAAAAUCAAAGUUUUCUUUAUAUACCGAUAAAUCAGGCGGGAUGUGUCCUAAGAUGUCUUCCUUUCUGUGUGGUGGUGGGAGGUGUGGGCGAGCCGCUGGGGUCUGCCACGCUGGGCUACAAUGAGUGGCAGGCACUGUGGGUCUCUGGCUCCACGCUGACGGUGCAGGAGGUUGACAGCGCCAGGUCGACGAAGGUGGCCCUGCCAUCGAGGAUACAGCAGGAGCACCAGGCUCGUGACAGAGGCAUCACCGUCAACGUCACCAGCAGUAGAGGCAAUAUGUACCUCCUUUCCUCGUGUCAGACUGGCUGUGUGGUGUACAGGACGCCUGUGGCCGACGACGCUUACGUCCCAGUGCCGCUGGAGGGCCACAGGGACCUUUGGGUGAGGGUACCGGGUCCUCACCAGACCCUGUUGCAGGUGGUGCUGAUCGUCACACACUCACAAAACACAGCAAUAACUCGCCGCAACAUCAGCUUCUUCCCCUGUUGUGGCUCCUCCUGGACACGACUCAGGGUGGCGCGGGUGAACGAGACGAGCGAUGUACGGGUUUGGAGCCUUCACGGCGACAAUUUAACACAGAUAAAUGCAACUACCCCCAGAGUGACCAUACGACCUCACGACCAGGUCUUUUUCUCCUUCCAGUCGGCGGACACGGCUUUCUGGAGCCUGGGGUGUGACACACGCCUGGCUAGGAUGCAAGACUUGUGGUCGACAUCGAGUGCCUCACUGUCCUGGGUGCUGCUCGCCUGCGUGCUGUCUGUGUCCCUGCUGAUCGCCAUUGGAAGUGUAUACACUUGGCAUACUUGCAAGAGGAGGCGUGAUUAUUGCCAGGACAACCAAUCACAUCCAGAGACGCCAUUCUCUUGGUGGCAGAUGGGCUCAGUGUCCAUUCGCGAGGAUGGACCAAGAACACGACCGUCAGUGGUGCCCUGGUCGGCAGUGACAGGGGAAGCCCAGGCAGUGCAGAGGGGAAGGGAGGGUACGCCUUCCUCUCUCGGGUACGAGGGAAUGCAGAGAAACAAAAGAGCUGAGGAAAUUGACUUUUCUGCAUGUGCUGAAGAACAAGUAAAGUCGUUAAGAGGACGAGAAAAUUCUCCCAUAGGAAGGGGAAAUUUCUCUUUAGGGAUGAACAAUUCUGCUUCAGCUAGAAAACUGGGAUGUGACAACUUUGCUUUAGGACUCUGCGUUGGGACCUCCAGCUGUAACAAUGGCCUCGGCCAUAAUGGCUCGCCUGCUACGAACAAGAAACACCCUUCAGCGUCGAAAAACAGUCCUGAACACAACAAAUAUGGGGCAUCAAAACGCAAGGCUGUCGGUCCUGAGCGCAAACACACCGCUCAUUCUAGUAUGGAUGCUCUAGACGGCAAGAGCGGAGUUCCUUCACGAAAGAAAGAUGUCACAACAGAAAGCAGAACUGGCAGUGACGGACACUCUCAGCUCCAGAAAGACCACCAGUUUUUUGCCCAUAGCAUCAAGACUCACGGACGUCCAAAUGAUCUUAACAAAACACAAAACGCUCAAACGAGGAGUUCCAACAAACAUGGACACAUAGACAAGAACAUCCAGUCUUCACAACAGACCAGGUGCCCUACUCCGGAGGUCCGUGGACGCUCCGCCGUAGACGAUCAGCAACACAGAAGGAAGGACGUGGCCUCUGCAGAUCGGAGAAAGAAGCAAGGAGGUGAAUGUAGAACAACACAAAAUGACACCAGAAUGGUUAUGAAGGAUAAAGAGGGAAGCAAGUUCAGGAGACAAUAUAAAAGGCGACCCGAGAUAGCCAACGGCGACGUCGCCAGCAGUCAGUACUACCAACAUCAUGGCUCAAAACCCCGCGUUUAAACACCCACAAGAUUUUAACAGCGGUGAAGUACAAGACACUGAUGAAAAUAAGAAGCUCCCGUCUCCAAUGACCAAUCUGAAGAAAUACAUAAUCAGUGAAGAAAAUAAAGGUCAGGAGAGGGAGGCCUUAAACCGACAGUAAUUUCAAAAAUGGACCAAGAAGACAUCAUCGCUGUCAGUUCAGAAAAGCAAGAAAGAGCCAUGCAGUUUGAUCGUUCCUUCACCUUCUCACACUGGGGGGGGGGGGGGGGGGUGCAGUGUUGUGCUGCCUGGGUCACUCCAGACCACACUAGAGCAGCAAGUUGCUUCACCUCCCUCGCUAGUCUCCCAAGACCCAGUAUCUUCACGCUGUUCCAACUCUGAGAAACAUAAGCACAAUUCAUCCUAUACACCAGCCAGGACGCCCGAAGUCUUCCAGAACGGGACCACAAAUACCUCAGUUGACUCGUCUUGAUGCAACAUCGACAUCGAAACAACAAAUUCGAGAACAGCUUUCCGGUAAACACUCACUCGUUGGCUCCAUUCCUGCCCCUGGAAGUCCAGACCCGCCCUCUAGCAUCAUCCGUCAGCCGCCUCACAUUCAACCUUCACAGCCCGCGAUCCUUUGCCCAACCUGCCAGCCCAGAUGCUGUCUGUCUUAGACGCCCAGAAGUACUAGAUAAACAGGAGAAACUCUACGAUGAAUUGGAGUAUCCUUGAAGGAAUAUCCUAAGAUCGCCAGCGAAGGCAUAAUGUCCUGCCGCUCACUUGUUGAAAAGGAAGAAUUUCCAUAUAAAAUUUAUAGUUAAGGACAGUUGUAAUGAUACUGCUAUCACUAAUAUUAAUGCUACUAUGUCUCUACGUUUGUUCUUUUGUAAAGACCUCUUGAAAUCUUUUGUUAGAGUUCCUCAAAUACUUAAUUCCUUGUCAAUUUCCGAUAAAAUUUUCCGUUUUCUCUUCAACCAGAUGGCAAGGUACUGUUGUUUAACUUAUAUGGCUCCAUAGCUCUUUCUGUUUUAAAUAUUCCUCAGUUUACAAUACACGUAUUUCUCUACACGUCCUCAGUUUACACUGCACGUCCUCAAUUUACACUACACAUCUCUCUACACGUCCUCAGCUUCUCUCUUGACACAGGUAUUUUCAUGUCCAGUUCUCUUUAGUUUCUUUCUAUUGUCCUCUGCGUCUAGCUCUCUGGCAAUUAUAGACUUUUUAAUUUUUUGGUUCCCUCUCCUUUGCUUUGCCUUUUGAAUCUGGGGUUUACUUUGCUUUUCUUGAUCACCCCCUUCUUAGGUAGUAUGAACAGCUACGUUACAUCUGCACAUUUCUGAGUAACUGUGGCUGCCUUUGCAUUACCUUUAAGCAAGUCUUACUGCAUUUGCCAUAGUCUUGCCCAGGCUUUCUAUUGUUUUGUAGGGGGCUUGUAAAUUACUGCUUCCACUAUCUACAUGUAACAACCUGUUGUUAUUCUUAAUAUGUACUCUUGCUCAUCGACUUCCUCGUAUACUUUUAUUUCCUCAAAGCUCCAAAUGUAGAUGUAGCAACAGGGCGACCUUAACCCGUGUUUACCCUAUGCUUAUUACUUGAUAUCCUCAUGGGAAAAUAAAAUUUCCUGUAACAAUUGUCAGUUUCGUUUUCACUACUGCGAUAAUUUGUGGUUGCUCCUCUGCCACAUUUUGUUUGUUUGUAAAUCUACUUUAUUAUUUGUAAUUCUGUCUGCAUUUGUGUACAUGACUCUAAUAUUACUCAUCUUUACUUUGCUGGUUUGUGUACUCCCUAAACGGUUCCUGCUGCAUAGACAGUCUGUCGUUGGUGUCUGCAACCUGAACUUAAUCACCAUAGCAUUAAACGGUU